UUCUAACCCGGUUCUGUACCCUGCAGAUCUUUGUCCUCAUCCCUGACCAUGAAAGCAGCACAUGGAGCACAAAAUGAGCCUCAUGGACAUCACCAAGAUGUUCUCCCUGCUGCAGCCCGGGGAUGACGAGGAGGGCAGCGAGGAGAGCGAGGAGCUGAGCCAGGCUGUGUGCCAGGACGACCACGAAACGCUGGCCAGGCUGCUGGCCCAGGACAGGUACAAGAGGCUCAUCAACCGGCGGAGCGGCUGGGGGGUCCCCAGCACCCCGCUGCGCCUGGCGGCCACCCGGGGCUGCCUGAGGAGCCUGCGGGUGCUGCUGGCCCACGGAGCCCAGGUGGACAGCCUGGAUGUGAAGGCUCAGACCCCGCUCUUCGUGGCCGUCAGCAACGGGCACCGCGAGUGCGUGCGGGCGCUGCUGGAGCACGGCGCCAGCCCGCUGGGCAGCGCCUACAACAACUGCUCCCCGCUGCUGCUGGCGGCCAGGGACGGGCAGGUGGACAUCCUGCAGCAGCUGCUGGAGCACGGGGCGCAGCCCAAUGUCCAGGCCAGGCUGCCGGAGUGGGCGGCCAACUCGGUGUCCUGCUCGGGGCCGCUCUACCUGGCGGCCGCCUACGGGCACCUGGAGUGUUUCCGGCUGCUGCUGCUGCACGGGGCCGAUCCCGACUACAACUGCACCGAGCAGGGGGUGCUGGCCCACGUCAGGGAGCCCAAAACGCUGCUGGAGACGUGCCUGAGGCACGGCUGUCACGGGGAUUUCAUCAGGCUGCUCAUCGAUUUCGGGGCCAACGUGUACCUGCCCAGCGUGCCCCUGCGCGGGGUGGCAGCGCACAGCGAGGGGAUGGAGCUGCUGCUGCGGGCCAGAGCUCAUCCCAAAUCCCUGCUGUCCCAAUCCCGACUGGCCAUGAGGCGCCUCCUGAAGCAGCCCAGCCUCUCAGCUGCCCUUGCAGAGCUGCAGAUCCCCAAAGUCCUGGCCAAAUACCUCCAGCACCAGCCCUGACCCCCCAGGGACACCCCAAUUCAAACCUGCUCCACCCCCUGCCAGUGGAUCCCAGUGGCAUCACUGGGAAUUUGUGGUCACAAGUUGAUUUUUGGUGAUGAGGUGUCUCCAGGAAACUGUGCCCAUGUGGAAAGCUGGGAAGGGGACAGAGGACAGGAGACUCAGCGAGGAGACUUGCCUCAGACCAUUUUUACAGAGGGAUUUUACAUUUUUAGCUGAUUUUGGUUGGAGAAGGAGGAAUUCCUGGCUGGGAGGAUGGGAAUUCUUCCCAGUGAAGGUGGGGAUGCCCUGGCACCCAUUCCCAGAGCAGCCCCUGGAUCCCUGGAGGUGCCCAAGGCCAGGCUGGGCACUGGGGCUGGAGCAGCCUGGGAUGGUGAAAGGUGUCCCUGCCCGUGGGAUGGAUGGGAUUUGAGAUCCCUCAUGAUUCCACAAUUCCCAGAAGAGUUCCCAAGUGCCUCCUCCCCUUGGGAGGGGCAGGACUGGAGCACAGGAGGGGCUGGGGGACAAAUCCAGAGUCCCAACACCUCCCCUCCUCUCCCUGCCCCAGCUCUGACCCCAAACAAACAUCACCUUCUCACCCCAAACAAACAUCACCUUCUCACCCCAAACAAACAUCACCUUCUCACCCCAAACAAACAUCACCUUCUCACCCCAAACAAACAUCACCUUCUCACCCCAAACAAACAUCACCUUCUCACCCCAAACAAACAUCACCUUCUCACCCCAAACAAACAUCACCUUCUCACCCCAAACAAACAUCACCUUCUCACCCCAAACAAACAUCACCUUCUCACCCCAAACAAACAUCACCUUCUCACCCCAAACAAACAUCACCUUCUCACCCCAAACAAAC
Molecule: messenger RNA, 1850 nt
Organism: Ficedula albicollis (Collared flycatcher)
Lineage: Eukaryota; Metazoa; Chordata; Aves; Passeriformes; Muscicapidae
Gene: ASB12
Product: ankyrin repeat and SOCS box containing 12
Exons: 4
Coding region: 62-997 (311 amino acids)
Biological process (GO): positive regulation of transcription by RNA polymerase II
Cellular component (GO): nucleus
Molecular function (GO): transcription cis-regulatory region binding; protein binding
Source: RefSeq, a predicted model, not a curated record